Molecule: messenger RNA, 981 nt
Organism: Eimeria mitis
Lineage: Eukaryota; Apicomplexa; Conoidasida; Eucoccidiorida; Eimeriidae
Source: RefSeq, a predicted model, not a curated record
AUGACUUACAAUCAGCUGCAUCUCAUCCUCUUGCUCUCGCCGCCAGCAGCAGGAAGAAAGAGAGAAGAAAAACAACAAAGAGAGGAAUCUGUAAGCAUGAUGGAGAUAGAUAAAGAAAGAGAAAAAGAAAAAGAACAAAAAGAAAAAGAAAAAGAAAAAGAACAAAAAGAAAGAGAAGAGAGAGAAAGAAAAGAGAGAGAAAGAAAAGAGACAGAAAGAGGAGAGAGACAAAGAGAAAAAAGAGAAAGAGAAGAAAGAGAAAGAGAAAAAAAAGAAAAAGAAAGAGAAAGACAAAGACAAAGAGAAGAAAGAGAAGAGAGACAAAGAGAAAGAGAAGAAAGACAAAGACAAAGAGAAACAGAAAGAUAUAGAGAAGGAGACAGAGAAAGAGAAGGAGACAAAGAAGGAGACAAAGAAGAUAGAGAUAGAGAAGAUAGAGAUAGAGAAGAUAGAGAAAGAGAAAGAGAAGAUAGAGAAGAGGAGACAGAUGAGGAGAAGAAGAUAGAGAUAGAGAAGAUAGAGAAAGAGAAAGAGAAGAUAGAGAAGAGGAGACAGAUGAGGAGACAGAUGAAGAGACAGAUGAAGAGACAGAGGAGGAGACAGAGGAAGAACAAAGAGAAAGAGAAGAAAGAGAAAGAGAAGAAAGAGAAAGAGAAAGAGAAAGAGAAAGAGAAGGAGACAGAGAAGGAGACAGAGAAGGAGAUAGAGAAGAUAGAGAAAGAGAAGAAAGAGAAGAGGAGACAGAUGAGGAGACAGAUGAAGAGGAGACAGAAGAGGAGACAGAACAAAGAGAAAGAGAAGAAAGAGAAAGAGAAGAAAGAGAAAGAGAAGAAAGAGAAAGAGAAGAAAGAGAAAGAGAAAGAGAAAGAGAAGGAGACAGAGAAGGAGACAGAGAAGGAGACAGAGACAGAGAUAGAGAAGCGGAGGAGGAGACAGAUGAAGAAGGAGAGACAGAAGAAGAGACAGAAGAAGAAGAAAUAG